This is a messenger RNA of Pseudonaja textilis, 1812 nucleotides long. The record is from RefSeq and is a predicted model, not a curated record. NCBI's taxonomy places the organism in Eukaryota, Metazoa, Chordata, Lepidosauria, Squamata, Elapidae.
AUGGCCCUGUUGCUGAGCAAAGCAAAUGUCAAUGUUUGUGUUAUCAGUGCUGAUGCUCACAUGAUGUUAGAUUUGCAGAUAGUGCUCAAUCUUGCCGAAUCAGACAUGAUGCUGCCUGUACAGAAGGUAUGGGUGAUGACAGCCCAUUGGGAUUUUUCAGUGGAGCCCUUCUUAAAUAAUUUAAAUAUGCACAUUUUCCAUGGUGCCUUGUCCUUUGCAAGUCACACCUCAGAGAUGUCAGCAUUUCAGCAUUUCCUUCUCUUCCAAGACCCCCAUUCUCUUACAGAUCAUUUUAUCAGAGUCUUCUGGGAACAAGCAUUUAAAUGUUCAUUUCCAGCUUCUGCAACGGACAAGAACCAUGGAAGUUGUACUGGCAAUGAGAGUCUAGAAAGCCUUCCACGGCCUUUUUUCGAAAUGAGCAUGACUAGUCAGAGCUACAGUGUUUAUAAUGCUGUCUAUGCUGUGGUGCUUGCUUUGCAUGCCUUUUAUUCAUCCAGAAGUAAACAUGAAGCUGUGUUGAUGGAAGAUCACCCAAGCACUUCAAAAUUACAGUAUUUUCAGCUUUAUCAUUUCCUAAGUCAAAUUUCCUUUAACAAUAGUGCUGGAGACAAAGUGUCUUUUGACAAAAAGCAUGAAUUGCUGGCUGGAUUUGACAUUAUCAACUGGGUUACUUUCCCUAAAAAAUCAUUCAUGAAAGUGAAAGUGGGACAGAUGGAUCCUGAAGCACCAUCAAGCAGAAGGUUCAUCAUCAAUGAAAGAAAAAUCACAUGGCAGAACCAUUUUAAACAGACUAUACCUCUUGCUCUGUGCAAUGAUCAUUGCCGACCAGGUUUCAGAAAGAAAAGGAAGGAAGGGAAGCCAUUUUGCUGCUAUGAUUGUAAUACUUGUCCAUCAAGAAAGUUUUCAAAUGAAAGUGAUAUGGAUGACUGCUUAGACUGUCCAGAAGAACAGUAUCCAAACAAGGAAAAAACCUUGUGCAUUCCAAAGGAUCUAAAUCUCUUGUCUUACAAUGAAACUUUGGGCAUCACUUUGACUGUUCUGGCUCUAUCAUUUUCUGUGACCACAGCAGUGGUACCUGGAUUUUUCAUGAAACAUUGGAAUACUCCCAUUGUCAAAGCUAACAACCGGAAUCUCACUUAUCUUCUCCUUGUCUCCCUCUUCCUCUGCUUCCUCUGUUCCUUGCUAUUCAUUGGUCAGCCCCAAUUGCUGACCUGUCUUCUUUGUCAAAUUGCUUUUGGGAUCAUCUUCUCAGUUGCUGUCUCUUCAGUUUUAGCCAAAACCCUCACAGUGGUUCUAGCCUUUAUGGAUACUAAGCCAGGAUCAAAAAUGAGAAAAUGGGUGGGGAAAAGAUUUUCAAAUUCUCCAAUUCUCUGUUGUUCCUGCAUUCAAGCAAUUAUUUGCAUAUUGUGGCUGUGCACUGGCCCUCCGUCCCCAAAUUUGGACUUGCAUUCUCUUCUGGGAGAGAUUGUAGUUGAAUGCAAUGAAGGAUCAGGCAACAUGUUCUAUUAUAUUUUAGGGUAUAUGGGAUUUUUGGCUCUCAUCACCUACAUUAUGGCUUUCUUUGCUCGAAAACUUCCAGACUCUUUUAAUGAAGCCAAAUUUAUUGCUUUCAGCAUGCUGGCAUUUUGUAGUGUAUGGGUGACUUUUGUCCCAACUUAUCUGAGCACGAAAGGAAAAUACAUGGUAGCUGUGGAGAUCUUCCCCAUCUUGGCUUCCAGUAUAGGAAUAUUGGGAUCUAUCUUUUUCUCUAAAUGCUACAUAAUCUUACUGAGACCAGAACUCAACACAAAGGACCAGCUAAAAAAAAAAUAA